Molecule: messenger RNA, 7467 nt
Organism: Salarias fasciatus (jewelled blenny)
Lineage: Eukaryota; Metazoa; Chordata; Actinopteri; Blenniiformes; Blenniidae
Gene: rab11fip3
Product: RAB11 family interacting protein 3 (class II)
Exons: 14
Coding region: 1153-4326 (1057 amino acids)
Biological process (GO): regulation of cytokinesis; endocytic recycling
Cellular component (GO): midbody; cleavage furrow; endocytic vesicle
Molecular function (GO): calcium ion binding
Source: RefSeq, a predicted model, not a curated record
GAGGAGGAGGAUGGGUCAUUGCUGAUGCUGAUGCGAGAGCUUUCACUGUGAUCAACAUCGGAGGACUGAUGGAGCUCCUUAUCCCGGUUUCACCCCUCCUCUGCUUCGCGAUGGCAUCCAGAGAGAGACGCUAAGAGAGCCGCGGGCAGCUGGCUUCGUCUGUGGACAUUUUCGGGGAGGACGGGGACAGAUCUGGGAUCUUUUUUGAGGAGGAAACGGUCGGUUUCGUCUCGUCUGUCUGGCCUGUUUUCUGGACUGACACAGGUGGAUCGCAGCUGGAAAAAAAAAAACAAAAAACAUCACGAUCGACAUUAAGACUUGACGCAGCUUUCGUCUGCUCGUUUUCCCCAGCGAUCACCGGAUACCGAAGCAAAGCGUCUGGAUUCGUGAUACCGACGGGAGGCGGAUAAAUCCCGUGUUAGCGAGCUAAUAGGCUAAUUCCGCUAGCUAGUCGGCUAGCAGCCCGCCGGACCAAUGGCACGGAAGAAGUGGGAUGCUCGAAGGAGGAGUUACCGCUAGUUGCUGGCUUAAAUCCGUGUGAGGAAAGACGCCUCGUCUUACAUGUGUCUGUCCGCCUCCGGACGCCUCUGGCCGGGGUUGUUUCGGGGUUUAGUCGCGCUGUUUUAACACCUCCGUCUCUCGACGCGCCCUCCGCUCCGCUCCGCCGCUAAUGGACCAGAUUAGUAUAAUCGGCUAAAGAGAGCUAAUGUUGUCAAACAUUCGUGACUUUUAAUAGGUUAUUUAUAGACAGGGGAAAGGCUGCUGCAGGUGUUUGGCUAGUUGUGCUCUUUUUCUCGACAGCUUCCAGGCAUGUCGAGUGUGAAUGUGCCGAAGCCGAAACGUUUGGUAACAACCCGGAGUGAACCUGCCAUGACAGGAAGGGCCAUAGUGAGUCCAGCACAUCUCUCUCCAAACCCAUCUCUCUCAGCCUAACUGACCCUUUCACAGCCACUUUAACUUUAUCUGUCCCACACUAUGGCUUUUACGUUCACUGUAAUCCGCAUUGUUGAAGUUUAAGAUGUUUGUAAGAACUCCGCACUGUCGCUUUUAAUGAAGUCAUGGCAUUAAAAUGUAAGAUCUGGAUCCAGACAACAGCAGUGAGAUAAAUAAAACCUCAGCAGCUUUCACGAACUUCACAAAGAGGAGGACUUAAUGGAGCCCACCGUGUUGUCCGGCCCUCUGGGGCUCACACAGACAUUUCCUCUUGGGUUUCAAACACUGGAUCCGGACAAUGGGACUGUGCUCUGCCAGAGUGGCCAGACAGGUUUGGAUUUCAGAAACGGUGAUCAGCAGGACCACACCUCCCAGCAAAACCUGGAUAAAAGUGUUUUUGUGGACAAAUCAGAGGAGUUGGACAGUCUUAUAGAUGUUUCCAUGUUUUCUUGUGGGGAUCUGAAGGACAUCCAGGAAUUAUCUUGCACAGACAAAAUCAACGGACUUGAUGAAAUCAGUGACAGUGCUUUGUCGUGGCUGUUUUCUCCCAACUUCCCAGAUGUGAUUGGGAAAGACUCGGCCUGUAAUGAGGCGUCUCUCACACAGGACUCCUCUCUAGAGAGCUCAGCGCAGCUGAUAAGCCUCAGUGUGCCAUCUUCCCCAGUAAAGAUUUCCAAGGAAAUUGAAAUCAACGCAGGUGAUACAUUUUUGUUGGAUCUGUUUUCAAACGAACAGUCUUCAGGUGAGUUGAGUCCACAGGGUGUCAGUGAGGAGCUGGGAGAACAGUCACAUGAGGAGCGGGUGGGCCUCCCUGUGACUGAGUCACCUGAAACCCGAGACAAAGGUUUAUUCCCCGAUCAAGUGACCGAUCCACCUGAUAGCGCUACGCUUCAAAGUUUACCUGAGAACUGCCUCCCACUUCACAUCAGCUCAUCACUGGAGUGUUCUGAAGGAUCCGUGCCUUUGUUGGACUUACAGGUUCCAGAUACUGACAGCUGUCUGAGCCUUUGCCCUGCCAGUCCUGCCUCUGUUGCCUGCACAGGAACGCUGUCCGAUACACCAGGAGAGGAGUCGGAGGUGCUGCAAGCAGAAGCUACUGCAAUUACGAAUCCGACUCCUGAGAAUCAAGGUGAGAAUAACUCACUGGCGCCGGGUCUGUCUGACGAGCCCUCGCCGCUGACACUGCCUCUGGCUGACGAUGGCCUCACUGGAGACGAUCCCACCAGUGAGACGAACUCAGAGGAGGAUGGGGCAAAGAAUUUGAUGGAAGACACCGAAAGUCAGGAAAGUAAAGACAUGGCUUUGGAUUUGUGCUUGACUGUUGAAGAGGUCCACGAUGAGGACCCCUGGGACCUGAAACCACAGGAGGAAAGCGUUCCUGAUCCCUCAGCUGAGCAGCUUGGGGAGGAGACGAGCCAGCCUGAAGGUCCCGAAUGCCACCAGGUUCCUUCUUUUGAAUUUUCAGUUCAGGAUGUAAACAGGUCUUCUCCUGAGGCGGGAUGGACUAGUGAGCAGGCUGUGGAGACCAUUUCCCUCUCUAAGAUGGUGGUAGAUGACUCACUGCCGAUGGUCUCGGCUGUGAGGACGAGGGAGGAAGAUGUCUCCCCGCUGAAAGCCGUCUUCGACGCUUUGGACCAGGACGGGGAUGGAUUUGUUCGCAUUGAGGAGUUUAUGGAGUUUGCUGCCGCUUAUGGGGCCGAUCAGGUGAAGGAUCUGACCAAGUUUUUAGACCCCAGUGGCCUCGGCGUCAUCAGCUUUGAAGACUUCCAUCGUGGAAUCUCUGCAAUCAGUAAUGGAGGCCCGGAGCCGCAGCUCUACAGCGUGGGCUACAGUCCGGGCGACGGAGCUGUGAGCUGCCCAGAGGAGUACGAUGAGCAAAAUGAGGUGACGGACAGCGCCUACCUGGGCUCGGAGAGCACCUACAGUGAGUGCGAGACUUUCACCGAUGAGGACACGGGCGCCCUCGUGCCCCCUGAGAUGCACGAGGAUGUGGAGACGGACAGCGGCAUCGAGGCAACGCUCCACGACGCCGAGGACGGAGGAAACAGGUUUUCCCUGAACUCUGAGCACCACGGCCACUCGCUGGUGACGGUCCUGGGCGGAGAGGAGGAGCACUUCGAGGACUUCGGGGAGAGCAACACGUCGGAGCUGCUGCUGGAGAGCGGCGUGGAUGUGGCCGACGGCGAGGCGGACGCUUCGGUCGCCAAGCCCCCCGAGGAGCUGGAUGGCUCGUCCCUGCUCUCCCCCAGCGCGACCGCUUCUCUCCCUGACUGCUUUCAGAGCUUCCUCAGGGAGGAGGCGCUGGACUUUUUCUGUAGCCAGUGUCACAAACAGAUAAGUCGCCUGGAGGACCUCUCCACCCGCCUCAAUUUCCUAGAGAUGACUAGCGCCGGCAAGAGGCUGUCCAGCAAGAAAGUAGCGAGACACCUCCUCCAGAACAGCUCCAUGACUCUGGACACCAUGAGCGACUUGACGCGGGACAUCCUGGAGCUCGCCGACAACGACAUCACAGACAAGGUGCUCCUCCUGGAGCGCCGAGUGGCCGAGCUGGAGAAGGAGUCGGAGGCGUCCGGCGAGCAGCACGCGCGGCUGCGGCAGGAGAACCUGCAGCUGGUGCACCGGGCCAACGCCCUGGAGGAGCAGCUGAAGGAGCAGGAGCUGCACGCCGACGAGCAGAUCCAGCAGGAGGCCCGCCGCCACAAGGAGGCGCUGAGCAAGCUGGAGCGGGAGCGCGGCCUGGAGCUGGAGAACCUGCAGGCCCGGCUGCAGCAGCUGGAUGAGGAGAACAGCGAGCUGCGGUCCUGCGUUCCCUGCCUCCGAGCCAACAUCGAAAGACUAGAGGAGGAGAAGCGGAAACUCCAGGACGAGACGGAUUCCAUGUCCGACCGGCUCCAGGAAGAGACGGAGUCCCGCAGGAAGAUGGCCGACAAGCUGAACCACGAGCGCCACCAGAGCCAGAAAGACAAGGAGUGCACUCAGGAGCUCAUCGAAGACCUGCGGAAACAGCUGGAGCACCUGCAGCUGUACAAGCUGGAGGCCGAGGCCAAGCGAGGCCGGACGCCGGGCGCCGGGCUGCAGGAGUAUCAGACCCGCACCCGAGAGGCCGAGCUGGAGCAGGAGAUCAAACGGCUCAAACAGGAUAACCGGACUCUGAAGGAGCAGAAUGACGAGCUGAACGGGCAGAUCAUCAACCUGAGCAUCCAGGGAGCCAAGAACCUGAUGUCGGCCUCCUUCUCCGACUCCCUGGCGGCUGAAAUCAACUCCGUGUCUCGUGCCGAGCUGAUGGAGGCCGUUCACAAGCAGGAGGAGAUCAACUACCGACUCCAGGACUACAUCGACAAGAUCAUCGUGGCCAUCAUGGAGUCCAACCCCUCCAUCCUGGAGGUCAAGUAGACGGCCGCACGGCCGCCAGCAGCCGCUCCGCCGGCCUUAGGGAAUAUCAGAGACACCGUUCAGAGAAAACAUCCACCAGGGGGCCGGAAAAUCACCGGACAUGUUUGGUAGAAGAGAAACACUGCAAUCAACCCCCACAGCUCCCCGAAGACGAAGAUGAAGAAGAAGAAGAAGCUCACAUAUUUUGUCAGUGAAAAAAAACAGCUGCUUUUCAGUAGAACCCCCCCUCCCCCCCUCACCGUCGUGCGUGUUGUUUGUGCGUGUCUGUCCUGAACCGACUCGGGUUCUGGUGACCUCCAUGUACGUGGCUAGAGGGACCUGAGCGCGGCCCGCAGAGCGAGUGUGGAACCUUCACCCCGAGUAGGGAAUCCUCCUCCCCCCCCCUUUGUAAGAACAACCAAGUGUCAACGUUUGAUUGAGCUAAAGGACGAUCAGACCGUUCUACCUAGAAGCCUUAAAAGGAAGGUGAUCAAAGUGUUGAAUCAUUUCUGCCUCAGUCCGCUGCUGCUGGUGGCGCGUGGGCCGGACUCCCCCUGAACCACGCUGAGCCGCGUUCUGAUCACAAACCGUAUGAAGCCGUGGUUCAAGGCGGGUCGACUUCCUCUCUCGCUGCGUGUGUGUGUGUGUGUGUUUUGUCCUUUUGCGUCUCCGGCUGUCUUUCCAGUGAACCCGAGUGAGGGACGCUUCAGACGCCAGGCGCCCGGAGGGUCCUCGUUUCUGCGUGCGUGUGAAACGUUUGACAUUCCCACUCUGCGUUUGCUGAACGGAGCGACUCGCUCAUCCUCACUCAGCUUCAAAAUGAAGGCGGCGGGCGGUUUAUGAUUCGCUUCUUUUUUUUUAAUUAUUAUUAUUUUUACGAUGAAACAGGGUCCUGGAGCUCAGGUGGGCUGGAAACCUCAAGUGGGAAUUUCCCUCCAAAUCCCCGGCACAAACCAUACACUAACUGAAAACUGGGGAAUGUGGAGAAAAAAAAAGAUCUCAAACUGGUGGAAUUCGACUCGUAAAGAAACUAAAAUCUGUCUCGGGAAAUGUGGUUUCAGCUGUAAGUACAGCCCACCUGCUGGCAAAGUUCUCUUGCUGAGUGAAAGUGAAAAAGAAGCUGAUUCAGGUUACAAACCUUCAUUUCUGCACAAAAAAAAUAUAGAGUAACUUCAGUACUGACAUGAUGAAGAAUCACAUGGUUGUACUUUGCACUACGUUUUGAUUUCGUUGUUUUUGUUAAUAGAAGAAAAAGAGUUUAUUGUGAAGUAUCAGAUUCUAGACGAAUAUUGGUUUCUCCAGACGGUGACCUUGGGAGUGGCCUGGGACUGAAUAUAACGCCAUAUCAGAUUGGCGAUGAUUAAAGAAUAUGAAAAUAUACUUUAAGGGUUAAAGUUUCGUUGACAUAUCCUUGAUUCUGCUGAGGUGGAAGAGGCUUGGUAGCAAUAACGCUCGGCGAGGAAGCAUCCACUGCGAAAACCGACUCUCCUUUCCUCUGCUUCCUGCUGGAAACCGUGAAGGCACUGAUCCCGCUCCCGUCGGUACUCUCUCCGCUCGUCUGGACGUUGGCGUGGGAUUUUUGUCCUCUCUGUCCGAUCAGCAUGGCGCUCUGCACCACAACACUAAGAAGAAAUCCUCCCUCCCCUCCCCUCCCCUCCCCCCUCCUCUCACUGCGUUUCUUCACCUGCCACUCUUCGGGGAACAAUGGCCUUUGGAUGUAAAUGACUUGUACAUGUAAAGUUUUUUCUACACUCAUACUAGAUUCUAGGUAUUUUUAUAGUGGGGGGGGGAGGGAAAGAAAAGAACUUUUUUUUUUUUCUCCUCGUCUUUAUGCUGAGAAACAGCUGCCUGUAUUCUUCUCUAGCAUGUAGCGUGUACAGUAUCUGUUGGGAGAGUUUCUGUUUCUUUUGUUGUUCUUCGGUUCUGAAAUCACAUGCGGAUAUUUAUUCAGCGACAGCUCACACACUCUGUGAUCAAACCGUUUGUACAUUGAAUUACUUUCCCGGCGGGAUGGAUCUGUGGGAGAUUCUGUUGAGUUCAGGGGGAAUUUGACGCGGGGGGUGAACGUGACCUUCUCGGAUUGGUCGUUUGUCGAGGUCGGCGCUCGCUCCCGCAGUGCUGACGUGGCUGUGACCUCUUCGGGGGGUUUUGGUUGCAGAGUCGGCGGUUUCUACUGUUAGUCUUCCCAGAUCGAGUCAGGUACUGCAUGGAAAAACACACAUUUCUUGUUGUAUAUUUCUUCUUUGAAUUUGACUGACAAAUCAUUUCCUCUGACGCCCGUCAGUGGAGUCGUAGGUCCGUGAGACCUUGUAAUGUUGACGUGGUGCCGAAAACCUCACCGACUGGUUUCCCCCUGAAAGAUUUACAACUCGAUUCCUCUCGACGAUAUUUUACUGCACUGUAUUAAUAUUUCACCGGUAGUUUGGUGGCAGCAGUAGGAUUAGACGGCGAACCACACAGCUUUUGUUAAUUGCACUUUAAGCAGAUCUCCGUUCUCCUGUAUUAACUCCCGCUUUUUCCCCAAACGACCAAAGAUAGACCGUUCAACCUAAACUGACUAUAUUAUCUAUCAGGGUGUGGAAUAAUCGCACUACUUUCAAGUCGUUUAAAACUAAUAAAAGAAACUGGCCUGCUAGUCUAAACACUGUGCCUCUGUGUCUCAAACUUUGCCUCUAAAAGGAACCUGACAUUGAGCCCUGGGGAACGCACUGACCACCCGACUGUCAGUUUGUUAAAUUAUAAUGGUGAAACUUCAGCUGUAAAUAUGAAUUGUCUUUUAUUCUUUUCUCUCUUUUUUUUUUUUUUUUUUUUUUGGUUGAAAAUUUUGUUUUCUCCUCUCACUCACUUCCAAUGUCCAAAGAAAGUUUGCUUCAUGGCUCAGACGUCACUACAGGAAGCGGUGCGUCGCUGGCCAGUUACAACUGACAUGGGAAGAUAUUAAAGAGAAUAUUGUAGAAAAAAGACUGUAAAACUUAAAGUUAUUCCUAUUUUCAAAGAUAAAUGUAUAAAUUAUACCAGUAUUGGUUUACAGCUGUAUAUUAUUUUUGAAGAUCCCCUAAAUGAUCUAAAGCUAAUUGUUACUGGGGAAAUAUAAUUCCAGUCAUUGUAUAAAGAGAAUUUUAAGGGUAAGCAGUGGCAGUAAGAUUAGAAAAUAAAUGGAAU